AUGGUCCGGGAGUGGCUUAAGAGAUCCAAGAACUGUCCGUUGACGUUAUCUUUGGAAAUGAUCGAGGAUCUAGAUUCAGAACCCGAAGAAUGGGAAGCCACCAUCUCUGCGACAAACAAAAUCCUUCGAACUGUGGUCAAACAUCUUCACCGCUGGAAAACAGUCUUUUUCUCCUUCUCAAAUUUCCCCAUCCAGUCCGACUCCCCACUUUUACACCUUCCUCCAUCACCUACGGCAGCACCAGUGUUAGAACGAGUAGAUGUUUGCGAGAGUAAGAGCUUCACCACGGUUGAAGAUAGCAAGAAGUUUUGGCAAGCUAUUGCCAGUUAUCCGAGUGUUCGUCAUGUCAUGUGGAUAGACGAUCAAACAGUGGAAAGUUCGAAAUCCGUUCUCCCGAACCUUCUCCCCCCAUCUUCCCCCGAGUCAUCAUGGACAAACCUCACCCGACUUGCUACACGAUUCAUCGUAGACGAAUCUCUUAUGGAGUUUCUUUCUGGGUGCAAAGGCUUGGAAGUGUUGCAUGUCACCGGACUCGAGCAGUCGGAUUCCACGAGUACACUUCUCCCUCGACCGCGCGUUUGUUUGCCUUCGCUGAAGAAACUUGAAUUCGGAGCUGGAGCUUGUCGUGGAUCGGUAUCCGUUGCGUUGGGUACGCUUCUUGACACAUUAGACCUUCCGAUGCUGGAGACUUUAGAAUUGGAGGAAUGGGCGUGUCCGAAAGCUUGGAUGGAGUUGAUUCAGCGGAGUGAGAGUCGGGUGAAGAGGAUAAGCGUGGCAGUUGAUGGAAAUGCGUUGUUGUCGCUGUCCCUGGAUGAUAACACAGACGGGUCGGAGGGAGAUGUGGAUGUCCAGAGUAUAUUAGUGUCGUUGGCUAUGAGGCACUUGGAGGAACUCGGUGUUUCGUUGUUCUGCCCCGGCGCCACUGACCGCGAUAGCCUCUUUCUCCGGGGUGUCAGUUUGAAACAGGGUUUGGGCGCGUUACCUUCACCUUCUAUGAGAAGAUUGCGUUUGGAGAUUGAUGAUUUUCAGUUGGAGGGUGAGGUAUUGGAGGGGAUGGUGAGGUCGUGUGUAGACUCGGAGUUGGAAGAUACGAGGUGUGCGGUAUCCGUAGACGUUGUGAGGAGAAGGCCUAUGUAG
Messenger RNA from Marasmius oreades (fairy-ring Marasmius), 1137 nucleotides. RefSeq lists its product as uncharacterized. The transcript has a single exon. NCBI's taxonomy places the organism in Eukaryota, Fungi, Basidiomycota, Agaricomycetes, Agaricales, Marasmiaceae. The coding region runs from base 1 to 1137 and encodes 378 amino acids. The record is from RefSeq and is a predicted model, not a curated record.